Messenger RNA from Arachis stenosperma, 1191 nucleotides. RefSeq lists its product as uncharacterized. Lineage: Eukaryota; Viridiplantae; Streptophyta; Magnoliopsida; Fabales; Fabaceae. The record is from RefSeq and is a predicted model, not a curated record. The coding region runs from base 33 to 1139 and encodes 368 amino acids. The transcript is spliced from 3 exons.
UUCAGUUAUCCUCUCACUCCUCACAAGAAAAGAUGGAUAAGAAUUCUAAGAAGCAAACCAUUAUUGGCAACAUCGCUGUCGCAACGCUACUCUUCUCAGCCCUUUUUCUCUUCUACUGUUGGUCUUCUUCCUCCUUCACUCUUCCUAAUCCAUUCUUUUUACCUUCCAAUCAAUCCCUCUGCACUAAGAGCACCGCCAUUGAUGGCCAUAAAGGACAACAGGAUAAUAUCGAGCUGGAUUCAGCUCUGGCAAAAGCUUCGACGGAAAACAAAACGGUUAUAAUUGCAAUAGUGAACAAAGCAUAUGUGGAGCAAGAAGAAGAUAACGUUGACGGCGAGAGCACAAUGCUUAACAUAUUCUUAAGAAGUUUCUGGUUAGGAGAAGGAACAAGGUCUCUGGUGGAUAACCUUCUGAUUGUGGCGGUUGACAAAACCGCCUAUGAUAGGUGCAGGUUCAUGCGGUUGAACUGCUUCAGGCUGGAAACAGACGGGGUUGAUUUUGGUGGAGAGAAGCUUUACAUGUCUAAUGAUUUUAUCAAGAUGAUGUGGACAAGAACUCGUUUCUUAUUGGAUGUUCUUAAACGGGGUUACAACUUCAUCUUCACGGACACAGAUGUAGUGUGGCUUAGAAAUCCAUUUACCAAGUUAAGCAAUAAUGAGACAGAGGAUCUCCAAAUAAGCACAGAUCAUUUCAAUGGCAAUAGUUGGUCACCAGAAAUUCAACUAAUCAACACUGGAUUCUACUUUGCUAGAUCAAACAACAAAACCAUCUCCUUAUUUGAGACAUGGUAUGCCAAAAAGGACAACUCCACAGGAAUGAAAGAGCAAGAUGUGCUCCUUAACAUGAUUCGAAAUGAGGGCAUAAUUGGAAAAUUGGGUCUUAGGGUUAGGUUCUUGGAUACACUUUAUUUUAGCGGGUUUUGCCAAGAUAGCAAGGAUUUUAGGCAGGUUACUACAGUGCAUGCUAAUUGUUGUAGGAGCAUCUUUGCUAAGGUGAAAGAUCUUAAGGCUGUUUUGAGAGAUUGGAUGCAAUUUAAGAGAUUAGAAGAGUCUAAUAAUUCUAUGGUGAAUGAUAUUAAGUGGAGUGUGCAUGGGCAUUGUUGGCAUUCAUGGAGAAUAUCUAACAACACAAAAGGGUAAUAAGCAUCACUUAAGUAUAGUUCAAUGAUGGUAUUACUUUUGAGAUUCCAAA